AUGCCGCCAAAAAAACAAGCUUCCGGGAGCUCAGGCUCCAAGCCCAAGGAAGACAAGACCUUCGGGAUGAAAAAUAAAAAUAAAUCCGCGAAGGUUCAGAAGCAGAUUGCUGUGAUAGAGAAGCAGCAGGCGCAGGCGGGCAAGUCCCGCGCUGUGCUCGAGAAGGAGAAAGAGAAGGCGCUACGCGAGAAAGCCAAGGUGGAUGAGGAGAAACGGAAGAAGGAGGAGGGGGCUCUGUUCAAGCCUGUGCAGGUCCAGAAAAUCCCGCCCGGCGUCGACCCCAAGACGCUGCUUUGUCAGUUCUACAAAGCAGGCAUGUGCGAGAAGGGGGACAAGUGUAGGUUUAGCCAUGACGUGAACGUGGGGAGGAAGGUGGACAGGAAGAAUCUGUAUGAGGAUAGUCGGGAGGAGAAGAUGAAAGAUACCAUGGACAAUUGGGACGAUGAGAAGUUGCAGCAAGUCAUUCUUUCAAAGAGCGGAAAUCCGCGAACAACGACAGACAUCGUGUGCAAGCAUUUCAUUCAGGCCAUCGAAACAGAAAAGUUCGGAUGGUUCUGGGAGUGUCCGAAUAGCGACGGAUGUCAAUACAGACAUGCGCUACCUCCGGGGUUUAUGCUCAAAUCGCAGCGGAAAGCAGCAGCAGAAGCCGAGAAAGCUAACACAAUUAGCCUAGAGGAGUUCUUGGAGGUCGAGCGUCAUAAACUAGGUAGCAAUCUCACACCUGUCACUCCGGAGACGUUCGCGAAAUGGAAGCAGACCAGAAUGGACAAGAAGCAAGCGGAGGAGGAGGCUCUUCGAAAGGCAAAAGACGCGCAGGCCGCCGCAGGCAAGAGCAGCGGAAUGAGUGGCAGAGAUCUGUUCACAUACAACCCAGAGUGGUUCGCGGACGAGGACGAAGGAGAGGAGGACGACUGGGAUCUGGAGCAGUACCGGAGGCAGAAGGAAGUGGAGGACCUCGCCGCCGAAGAAGAGAAUCUUCAGGGUGCCGAGCAGAACGAUGGGUUGUCAGGAGAUGCAGAAAAUAGGGGGAGUGACGGUGAAGAAAAGUCAUAA
This is a messenger RNA of Sparassis crispa, 1053 nucleotides long. Its product is annotated as Translation machinery-associated protein. The transcript has 8 exons. The record is from RefSeq and is a predicted model, not a curated record. Lineage: Eukaryota; Fungi; Basidiomycota; Agaricomycetes; Polyporales; Sparassidaceae. Gene Ontology annotation, cellular component: cytosol. The coding region runs from base 1 to 1053 and encodes 350 amino acids. Gene Ontology annotation, molecular function: mRNA binding; metal ion binding. Gene Ontology annotation, biological process: cytoplasmic translation.